Messenger RNA from Scheffersomyces coipomensis, 1560 nucleotides. RefSeq names its product Kre62p (gene KRE62). Lineage: Eukaryota; Fungi; Ascomycota; Pichiomycetes; Serinales; Debaryomycetaceae. Gene Ontology annotation, cellular component: endoplasmic reticulum membrane; plasma membrane. Gene Ontology annotation, biological process: (1->6)-beta-D-glucan biosynthetic process; fungal-type cell wall organization. The record is from RefSeq and is a predicted model, not a curated record. Bases 1 to 1560 code for a protein of 519 amino acids. The transcript has a single exon. Gene Ontology annotation, molecular function: glucosidase activity.
AUGAGUGCAGAAGAGAUUAAAUAUAUCGAUCAAGAAUUCGAUGAACCUCCUAAUCCAUUCAAACGGAAAUUAGAUUAUAUAAAUCCUGUUAUUUAUUAUAAAAAUUAUAAAUUUGGACAAUUUUUAGCUGUACUAUUAUUACUUAUUGUGGUUAUUUUCGGUUCAAUUGGAUUUUUAAUUAAUACUGCUAGAAUUGCUUAUACUCCUAUUCCACCAGAAGUUUAUGAAAUCCUUUCUCCAUAUAAAUAUCCAACUUUGAGUGCUAUUAGAACAUCACUUGUGGAUCCAGAUACUCCGCAAGAAUUCCAUUAUAGAAAUAGUACCGUUACAGAAGGUGAAGUUUGGAAAUUGGUAUUCUCUGAUGAAUUCAAUGCUGAUGAUAGAACCUUUUUCGAAGGUGAUGAUCAAUUUUUCACAGCGGUUGAUCUUCAUUAUGCCGCUACCAAUGAUUUAGAAUAUUAUUUACCCUUUAUGGCUCGAACUAAAAAUGGUAGUUUACAACUUACAAUGGAAGCUUAUAAAUAUAAAGGUAUGGAUUACAUAUCUGCUAUGAUUCAAUCUUGGAAUAAACUUUGUUUUAAUAAAAAUGCAAUUGUCGAAGUUAGUCUUCGUAUGCCUUCUUAUGCUCAAUCAAGAGGUUUAUGGCCUGCAGUUUGGAGUUUAGGAAAUUUAGCUAGACCUGGAUAUAUGGCAACUACAUAUGGUCUUUGGCCUUAUACUUAUAACGAAUGUGAUUAUGGUAUUACUCCCAAUCAAUCUUCACCCGAUGGAAUUUCAUAUUUACCAGGUCAAAGAUUAAGUAAAUGUACCUGUUAUGGACAAGAUCAUCCUAAUAUCGGAACUGGAAGAGGGGCUCCUGAAAUUGAUAUUAUUGAAGGAACAAGAGGAUUAUACGAUGAUUGGGCUUUAGGAGCUCAAACUUUACAAGUUGCUCCCUUUGAUAAUUGGUGGAGGCCUGAUUAUGAUUAUUUAAGUAUUGAAAAUUUGAAUAUUACAUCAAUGAAACCAGAUACAGGUACCCCAAGUCAAGAAGCUAUUGCAUCAACCACAGUUUUGAAUAACGCAUGGUUUGAGAAUUUACGUAAUGCGACUGAUUUAAAGAGUUCUAUCCCAGGUCAAACACAUUUCCAAAAGUAUGGAUUUGAAUAUAAAAGUUUGAAAACAGCAGAUCGUGAUAGCUAUAUACAAUUCUUUGUGGCUGAUCAAAAAACAUUAGGUAUAAGAGGUGAUGCGUUACAUCCUACUGAAUCAGUUGGAUGGAGAGAUAUUUCCAAAGAACCAAUGUCAUUGAUUUUUAACUUGGGUUUAUCACCUACAUGGAUGAAUAUUGAUUUUGGUUCAUUAGAAUAUCCUGCUACGUUUGAAAUUGAUUAUGUUCGUAUUUAUCAACCUGAAGGAGAAGAAGAAAUGACAUGUAAUCCACCAGACUAUCCAACUACUGAUUAUAUCAAUAAACAUGUCAAUGCCUAUAGUAAUGCAAAUCUUACAAGUUGGGAAAAUGCUGGAUACAAGUAUCCCCUGAAUAGUUUUAUGCACGGUUGUCAAGGACCUACCAUAUAA